UGCAUUUUUGUCAAAGGUGUGUCCGAAGCUGGAGGUCAAACCAUGGGGCACGGAACCGGACCAACGAUGAAGGUCAUGUGCUUCAAUCCAGGUAGUCGCCUGAAAGAAAAAUCCCAAGAUGCAGCUCUGAAUCACUGACAAAGCUCCUUAAGGACCACCUUCAUCCUUGCACUUUCACCUGUCCACUUUGUGUGGAAAUUGGAUAUAUUUCCAAAUCUCUGAAUCGACUUGGCUGAGAAAAUUACAUUCCGUCCAUUAUCAACCUUAGAUCUGCCUCAUAAAUAAAAAAAAACCCGGAUAUUGCGUUUCUCCGCUUAACUGUAAAAUUAUCUACGUGGAAUAUAACAUUCAUCAGAUAAACCCUGGAGCUCAGCCAGAUGUUAUUAUCACUUUGAGGAUCUAUCCCCAGUUUAAACGUCUUCUGGUACAUCCUGUUACUCUCUACGAUGAAUCCCAACAGCCUGCCUGGUCAUGUCUUCCUGCUUCUAAGUACCGUGCUGGGCCUGAGCGUAGGCUUGGAGUUUACUGGCUCUGAAGGUCAGUGGGCUCGCUACCUGCGCUGGGACGCCAGCUCCAGAAGUGACCUGACAUUUCAGUUCAAGACUUCCGAACCAGAAGGCCUCAUGAUGUACUUUGACGACGGCGGCUACUGCGACUUCCUAGUUCUCGCCGUAUCCGAGGGUAAGCUACAGCUUGGUAUCAGCAUUGACUGCGCGGAGACCACCAUCACCUCGGACAAGAUGGUCAACGACAGCCGCUGGCACUUUGCCGCCAUCAACAGGCACAAUUUGAGGACUGGCUUGGCCGUGGAUGGCCACACCAAGACGGAAGACGUGCGGCCCCAGAGACGCUUCAUGAAGAUCGUUAGCGACCUCUUCCUGGGAGGGCUACCAGCGGACAUCCGCACAUCUGCCAUCACCCUACCCUCUGUCCGUGAGCUGCCACCGUUCAAGGGAAUUAUCACAGACCUUGUUUAUGGAAGUAAGCUGCCAACGCUCAUCAAUAGUCAGAAGGUACGCUUGGAGAUGAUGGGCCUUUGCACGGAGAACCCCUGCGAGAAUGGCGGGAUCUGCUCGCUGGCAGAUGGAGAAACCUACUGUGACUGCUCCAGAACGGGAUAUGUGGGUCGAUACUGCACAGAAGCUCCUUCAAGGUGGUGCAGGGACCUGAAGCAGUCCAGAGAAAACCAGGCCUCGCACACCUGAAGUCAGAG
Molecule: messenger RNA, 1213 nt
Organism: Notothenia coriiceps (black rockcod)
Lineage: Eukaryota; Metazoa; Chordata; Actinopteri; Perciformes; Nototheniidae
Product: neurexin-3b-like
Exons: 4
Coding region: 447-1205 (252 amino acids)
Source: RefSeq, a predicted model, not a curated record